AUGGAGAGAAACUCAAAUGAGCUCAACAUCAGUCGUGCUCAGUGGAGCAUUGAUGCCUACUGCCCCAGAGAAAGUAAUGGAAGAGUGUGUAAUGCUUGUCAGAAAGGCUGGAACCUCUUCCAGUCCAGCUGUUACGCAUUUAAUGACGCUGAGUCCCCUAAUCAGAAAACCUGGGAAGAAGCUCGAGAAAACUGCACAGGAAAGAUUUCAGAUUUGGCUGUUAUAGAUAAUGACACUGAGAAGGACUACAUUAAUAAAACCAAAUGGUUAUUCGAUAAAGUUGGAAUCAGUGGAUACUGGAUCGGCCUGAGAGCUGAAGAAGGGACAUGGAAGUGGGUUGAUGGAAGUAAUCUGACUCAAAGCUCUUGGAUACAACAACCUCCUACCAACGGUCUCUGUGUGACUUCUGACAAGACAAACGUAUGGAAAGCAGAAGAGUGUGUAACGUUUGUCAGAAAGGCUGGCUACCCUUCCAGUCCAGCUGUUACGCAUUUAAUAACGCUGAGCCCCCUAAUCAGCAAACCUGGGAAGAAGCUCGAGAAGACUGCAGAAGAAAGAUUUCAGAUUUGGCUGUUAUAG
This is a messenger RNA of Monopterus albus (swamp eel), 579 nucleotides long. RefSeq names its product C-type lectin domain family 17, member A-like. The transcript is spliced from 5 exons. Bases 1 to 579 code for a protein of 192 amino acids. NCBI's taxonomy places the organism in Eukaryota, Metazoa, Chordata, Actinopteri, Synbranchiformes, Synbranchidae. The record is from RefSeq and is a predicted model, not a curated record.